This is a messenger RNA of Halteromyces radiatus, 1209 nucleotides long. RefSeq lists its product as uncharacterized. Gene Ontology annotation, cellular component: CCR4-NOT complex. The transcript has 8 exons. The record is from RefSeq and is a predicted model, not a curated record. The coding region runs from base 36 to 1124 and encodes 362 amino acids. Lineage: Eukaryota; Fungi; Mucoromycota; Mucoromycetes; Mucorales; Cunninghamellaceae. Gene Ontology annotation, biological process: mRNA catabolic process; negative regulation of translation.
CUUUACAUCCUUUUUACCUUUUCUUUCUGUACUUCAUGUUCACCGAACAAAAGGAAGGUAGUUUUGGUGCUUUGUUUCAACAAUACAAGGAAAGACAUGUCGAUGAACCUACCUUCCUUUCAGCUUGCCAUCUUUUUAUUUACUUUGAUCAAACCAAGGUGGUCACUGAACGAUUGGUGAUUCUUUAUAUUUUAUAUGCUUAUUAUGCUCAUAAGCCUUUGACACAAAAUCCUUUCUUAACCUUCUUUUUGGAAUUUAUCAUGGACCAAGGACGUGGUGAUUGGAUGGAACAACACUUUGUUCAUGCCAUCUUGGAAGGAUGGAUCGAUACGGUAGAGCCUCUAACCCCAACUGAUGUGUUUCAUGAACCUGAUAUUUAUAUACCAAUGCAUCCUCCUACGACGUCGGUACUGAAUGAAUUGAAACGCGCUGUGGCUCGUUUGUUGGAUGAAAAUGAUGAUCAGAUGGAUACAUCAAAUACUGAACUUACUGGUAAUAAGUGGACACAAUAUGAUGAUCGAGAUAGACUUCUUUCUGAUAUGUUGACCAAGAUCCAAAAUGACAAACUUGAUCCUUCUAUCAUCUCAUUUUUAUCUGAUUUACUUUUCCAAGCAACAACAAGGACAUUGACGAUUCCUGAAAAUGAGGUGCUUAUUCAAGGCUCGAAACUUCAUCCUUACGUUGUGAAUCUCUUACCUCUUGCACCCAGACAACUUCCAAAAUUGAUAGAAUUGAAUCAUUUUUUGGCGGCGGAUCUUGUACCCAUGAUUCUGACUAGAUCUAUGGCUGAAGCGUAUCUUCAUUUCUUGGCCAUGCCUAAAGUGACAUGCAAUUCAUUGGAAGUGAUCCAUCAUGUCUUGACAACACAUCAACAACGUUUACCCGAUGAUUUUCUACAUGCCUAUAUAUCAAGUGCUAUUCAAACAUGUGAAUUAUUGGAAGGAUCAUGGCAGGAAAGACAAGUACGCAUGGUAGCGAAAUUUUUACAAUCCUUAUUGGAACGACAUAUUCUCCCUAUUACUGAUUAUAUGAUCGAAAUUCAAUCUUUUUGUCUUGGUUAUCUUAAAAUCCGAGGUGUGGCAUCUUUAUUCCGGACGGUAUCUCAAGAAGCAUCCAUAGAAUAGAACACUUAGUUUUAGAUACCCCCCCCAUUGUAUUUCCCAAAAAAAAAAAAAAAUAAACUGUGAAAACUAAUCUUCCAAAAAAAAA